This is a messenger RNA of Hypoxylon fragiforme, 1099 nucleotides long. RefSeq names its product N-terminal nucleophile aminohydrolase. The transcript has 3 exons. Bases 1 to 792 code for a protein of 263 amino acids. Gene Ontology annotation, biological process: ubiquitin-dependent protein catabolic process. NCBI's taxonomy places the organism in Eukaryota, Fungi, Ascomycota, Sordariomycetes, Xylariales, Hypoxylaceae. The record is from RefSeq and is a predicted model, not a curated record. Gene Ontology annotation, cellular component: nucleus; proteasome core complex, alpha-subunit complex; proteasome core complex.
AUGUUCAGAAACAACUACGACAAUGAUUCCGUCACAUUCUCUCCGCAAGGGAGAAUAUUUCAGGUAGAAUAUGCCGCCGAGGCCGUGAAGCAAGGUUCAGUUGUAGUGGGUUUAACGAGCAAGACACAUGCAGUUCUAGUCGCAAUCAAGCGAAAUGCGGAGGAACUAUCAUCAUAUCAGAAGAAGCUAUUCGCCGUAGACGAGCACGUCGGCCUCGCCAUCGCCGGCCUAACAUCCGACGCCCGCGUCCUGUCCAACUUCAUGAAGCAGCAGUGCCUCUCGCAGCGCCUGACGUACGACCGCGCCAUGCCCGUCGGCACCCUCGUCUCCCUCAUCGGCGACAAGGCCCAGACCAACACCCAGCACUACGGCAAGCGGCCCUACGGCGUCGGCCUGCUGGUAGCCGGCGUGGACGAGGCGGGGCCCCACCUCUUCGAGUUCCAGCCCAGCGGCCUGACCCAGGAGAUGCAGGCCUGCGCCAUCGGCGCCCGCUCGCAGAUGGCGCGCACCUACCUCGAGAAGAACCUGGACAAGUUCGCCGACUGCGGCCGCGAAGAGCUCAUCCGCCACGGCCUCAAGGCCCUCAAGGAGACGCUGGUCCAGGACCGCGAGCUGACGGUCGAGAACACAAGCGUGGGCGUCGUCGGCCUCAAGGAGCCGGGAAAGAAGGCGCUGGAGUUCUUCAAGGUGCACGAUGGUGCCGAGGUCAAGGACUGGAUCAACAGCGUGGCGGACGAUAGCGAGGCGAGUGGAGAGGCGGCGGAGGGUGAUACUAUGCAGGUCGAUGAGUAGGCAACCCAGGUCAGGUCAGGUCUGUGAUGAUGAAAGUAAAAAACCAAUAACCUCCUUGCAUUUUGACCCGGGGCGUAGGGAGCCCGGGCAGGUGCUCGUGUCGCGGCACCAUCUAAACUAGAUGUAUCAAUAGACGACGAACAACAAAUCAUGAAAACAAGUCGAGGUUUAUGGUUAUGGUGUGGCAUGUCCAAAAAAAAAAUUUGCAUUCAAGCAAGUAAUAUGCGUGAUGAUGAUGAUUUUCUUCAUUUCAUUUCUUUACCUCUUGUCUUCACAUCUCACAUCCCACAUCUUAUAUCUCGUCUUC